Molecule: messenger RNA, 531 nt
Organism: Penicillium antarcticum
Lineage: Eukaryota; Fungi; Ascomycota; Eurotiomycetes; Eurotiales; Aspergillaceae
Exons: 1
Coding region: 1-531 (176 amino acids)
Source: RefSeq, a predicted model, not a curated record
AUGUCGUUCAUUCCGAACGGUCACUUUCCCCCCAUCAACCCAUCGACUUCCAACAAUGCGUCAAGCGAAGAACGGUGCACCGCGAUUGACUUUUUCAACCGCCAUAACUUUAUAUUUGAGGAGUGGGACCACGAGAAAAUCAUCUCAACAUUUCUCCCCCAAGCCGAUGUAUACCACAGCCACGGGACCAUCCGCGGCCACGAAGAGAUAAGACGUUUCUUCGAGGAGAGCUAUGAGUUCUUUAUUCACGGGAUCACGCGCAGCGCCACAAACCAUGUCGUUGACCGUGACGAAGAGAGUGGCGUGGUAGUCAGAUACCACGAAACUCUCAUCAGAUAUGGCUGGAAGGGAGAUGAUGCGAGUAAUGUUUCUGGUCAUGAUACUAUCAGAACUGAUGGACUUCCUGCAGUAUGGUGGACUGGCCCAAUGACUGAUCGCUUAAGAAUGACUGCCGAUGGCUGGAAGAUAUUCGAGCGUUAUCUUGGAGCUCCCAUCAGAAACCAGGCUCUCGAUCCCCCAAACACAGCCUGA